Messenger RNA from Cajanus cajan (pigeon pea), 2368 nucleotides. The record is from RefSeq and is a predicted model, not a curated record. Lineage: Eukaryota; Viridiplantae; Streptophyta; Magnoliopsida; Fabales; Fabaceae.
CAUAAUCAUUUUUUAUAAGUACAAUUGUGCAAUCACAAUCAUGAUCCAUUUCUUGAACUACAAGUAGGUGUACUGCAGUCUUUUCUCUUCUGAAUACAAAUUUGUUACAACAUGGCUCAAGAAACGGUGGUGAAAAGGGUUCAAUUAGCAAUAAGGCUAUUUGUGUUGGUAUCGUUUCUGGGUUGGAUUCUCAUUUGGAUAAUGAUGCCCACAAAUACUUUUACACAAACAUGGAUGCCUCCAUACACGGCAAAGACUAAUUCAACCUAUUUUGGUGCAGCAGGUGGUGAUAUUCUAUUGUACACUUUCCCAGUCUUGCUCGCAGCUACUUUGGGGUGUGUCUACAUCCACUUAGCCAAAACGUUAAAUGAUUCCAACGUCGAAAGUAACCGCAAUGCAAAGAAACGUGAGUCAACCAUAUGGAAGCGUCCAAUGCUUACAAAAGGCCCUCUGGGGAUUGUUUCCGCCACAGAGCUAGUAUUCUUGCUUAUGUUCAUUGCACUCCUAGUUUGGACCUUUAUAAUUUCUAUACAAAUAAGCUUUGCAGGAAUCACUGCAGAAUCAGCAGCAGAGGAUGGCUGCACUAUUUGGGAAGAGAAACUAUCUACGGCAGCAUCAAUAUUUGGUGUGGUUGGGAACAUAUGCUUGGCAUUUCUGUUUUUUCCCGUGGCUCGUGGCUCAUGCAUGCUGCCACUGCUUGGCCUCACCUCAGAGAAUAGCAUUAAGUACCAUGUUUGGAUUGGACACAUGACCAUGCUACUCUUCACUUUUCACGGCAUUUGCUACAUCAUCGUUUGGGCAGCUAUUCAUAAAAUUUCAUCGAUGCUGGAAUGGAACAAUACUGGUAUAUCAAUUGUGGCUGGAGAGAUAGCUUUGCUUUCGGGUUUGUUCCUAUGGAUUGCAACCAUUCCUUGCGUUAGGCGAAAAUGCUUUGAGCUCUUCUUUUACUCUCAUCAUCUUUACAUUCUCUUCAUGGUCUUCUUCGGCUUUCAUGUUGGCGUGUCUGGUAUCUUCUUUAUCCUCCCUGGUUUCUACCUCUUCUUGGUUGAUCGUUGCUUAAGGUUUCUACAGUCAAGGCGCCAAGUUCGUUUGGUUUCUGCUCGGGUUUUGCCGUGUGAAGCCGUAGAACUCAACUUCUCCAAGGGAUAUGGAUUAACUUACAACCCCACAAGUGUGAUGUUCGUAAAUGUACCAAGCAUAUCUAAGCUACAGUGGCAUCCAUUUACUAUUACUUCUAAUAGUAAUUUGGAGCGAGACAAGCUAAGUGUUGUUAUUAAAAGUGAAGGAACUUGGACCAAGAAGCUCUAUCAGCUGCUUUCACCUCCUUCAACAGUCGAUCACCUUGUUGUUUCUGUUGAAGGUCCUUAUGGACCUGUUUCAACAAAUUAUCUAAGGCAUGACACGCUUGUGAUGGUGAGUGGAGGAAGUGGUAUCACACCUUUUAUCUCCAUCAUUCGGGAGCUAAUAUAUCUCAACACUACAUUCAAAUACAAAACUCCAAAAGUUGUUCUAAUUUGUGCCUUCAAAAUUUCGUCAUCUCUUUCAAUGCUAGAUUUGAUCCUCCCAAUAUCUGACAACCCUUCUGACAUUUCUACUAUGGAACUACAAAUCGAGGCCUACAUCACAAGAGACAAGGAGCUUAAAGCAAAUGGUCCAAUUCACCCUAAAACCAUAUGGUUGAAGCCAAAUCCAUCUAAUGCACCAAUACAAGCUAUAUUAGGUCCAAACAGUUGGCUCUGGCUUGCUGCUAUAAUCUCAUCCUCUUUCAUCAUUUUCCUUAUCUUAAUAGGGAUCAUUACCCGUUACUACAUUUUCCCUAUUGAUCAUAACACAAAUCAAAUAUUCUCAUCCUCUUUGAAUGCAUUCCUUAACAUGUUAGUAAUAUGUGUGUCAAUAGUAAGUGUUGCUAGUGUUGGAUUUCUUCAUAAUAAGAAAAAUAAUGCUAAAGAAGCAAAACAGAUUCAGAAUUUGGAAGGCUCAACACCAACAACAUCACCAAACUCCACGGUAUACAAUGAAGAUAGAGAAUUGGAAAGCUUUCCAUAUCAAUCCCUCAUUCAUGCUACUAAUGUGCAUUAUGGUGUAAGACCUGACCUAAGAAGAAUACUAUUGGAACACAAAGGUUCAAGUGUUGGAGUUCUAGCUUCAGGACCCAAAAUAAUGAGGCAGGAGGUUGCAACCAUUUGCUCGUCUAGUUUAGCUGAAAAUUUACAUUUUGAGUCCAUUAGCUUUAGUUGGUGAUUUUACUCUUACUGUUGUAAAGGUGCAAAAUGUUAAAGAUAGACCUUUGGAAGAAGGUAGUAGUUUAAGUUGAGUCAGCUUUGAUGGACCUCUAAUUUUGUUCCUUUUACUUAAAAUGAAUGAUAUU